CCUGGAGAGCGUGCGCGCCUAACAACAGCAUUAAAGUAUAGACAGGGCGAAUGCGCGUGUGGAUCUCAAUGUUAGUUUGAUACAGGAUCAAGAGUACUUCAUGCCUCCCGCUCUAAUCGUGUAUGCAUCAAGUGAUCUGUUGUUUCUCUAUAGGAACUGCUAAUCUGAUCCGCGUCUUUCUGUGGAAGCUGCAAUCGACGCACCUUUGACUGCUUUAAAACGGAGUUAACCAUGCCUGCCGAAAACAGCGACCAGGAGAGCAUGCUGAGCUAUCAGAGGCCUGAUGAGGAAGCUGUGGUGGACCAUGGUGGCACCAGCUCAGUUCUGAAUAUCCAUUAUGAGAAAGAAGAGCUUGAGGGUCACAGGACUCUGUUUGUGGGUGUGCGGAUGCCCAUGGGCAGACAGUCUCAUCAUCAUCACCGGCCACACAGUUCCAAACACCGCAGGAGAGCUGAGAGGACGCGGGCUGGAAGUGUAGCUCAAGAAGACAUGAACACAGAAAGUACCGCAACAUCACACGGUGAGAACGACAACAACAGUAACAAGUCGAGCAACGCUUGUAAGUUCAUUCACUGGGAGGUGAAUCUGGAGAAUUAUAUCUUGUUUUUGAAUGAAAAAGCCAUUCAGUUGUCGCCACCUACUGGCGUAACCUGCAGAGAGAGAGACGCUGAAAUCUGUGUUAAAGAUGGCAAAGACGCAGAGUGGAAGGAAACUGCUAGGUGGUUGAAGUUUGAGGAGGAUGUGGAAGAUGGAGGGGAAAGGUGGAGUAAGCCGUACGUAGCUACACUCUCUCUCCAUAGUCUGUUUGAGCUACGGAGCUGUAUCAUUAAUGGAACUGUCCUGUUGGACAUGAAGGCUAGCUGCAUUGAGGAAAUUGCAGAUUUGGUGCUUGACCAUCAGGAGGCAGCUCAUGAACUGGAUGACAGUGUGAGAAUGAAGGUUCGAGAGGCACUUCUGAAGAGGCAUCACCACCAGAGUGACAAGAAGAGGAACAACCUGCUGCCAAUGGUCAAAUCCCUCACUGACUCAGGCAGGAGACAGAGUGAACCUCAUCAUAUGGACAAGGCGGGUCCUGCUACUUCUCCCCAGCCUCUACCUACAAACCCAGAUAUAAAGAAUGGAGCACCGGAUAAUAGCCAGAUGGAUCUCAGCAAGGUGGACACACAUUUCAUGAAGAAGAUCCCCACUGGUGCAGAAGCUUCUAAUGUGCUGGUUGGGGAGCUGGACUUUUUAGAAAAGUCCAUCGUUGCAUUUGUUCGCCUGUCUCCUGCUGUACUGCUCACAGGGCUCACUGAAGUUCCCAUUCCCACUAGAUUUUUGUUCAUUUUGCUUGGUCCUGAUGGAAAAGCCCAACAGUACCAUGAGAUCGGUCGCUCCAUGGCCACCAUCAUGACCGAUGAGAUUUUCCACGAUGUUGCAUAUAAGGCCAAGGACAGAAGUGAUUUGUUGGCCGGUAUAGAUGAGUUUCUGGAUCAAGUGACAGUUUUGCCUCCAGGAGAAUGGGACCCUUCUAUACGCAUAGAACCUCCUAAAAGUGUCCCAUCACAGGAGAAAAGAAAGAUGCCAGGAGUGCCGAACGGAACAGGUGUUCCUGUUGAGGAAGAGCAGCAUGGAGAACACCAUGGACCAGAGCUGCAGAGAACAGGAAGGCUGUUUGGAGGACUGAUUCUGGAUGUGAAAAGAAAAGUUCCAUUUUAUUUGAGUGAUUUUAAAGACGGUCUGAAUUUGCAGUGUGUAGCUUCUUUUCUGUUUCUGUACUGUGCCUGUAUGUCACCUGUUAUCACGUUUGGAGGACUUCUGGGAGAGGCUACAGAAGGACGCAUUAGUGCCAUUGAGUCUCUUUUAGGAGCGUCUAUGACUGGAGUAGCAUACUCUCUGUUCGCUGGACAGCCGCUUACUAUACUGGGCAGCACUGGACCUGUCCUCGUGUUUGAAAAGAUUCUCUUCAAGUUCUGCAAAGACUACGAUCUCUCGUACCUAUCCCUGCGCACUUGUAUUGGUCUGUGGACUGCUUUCCUGUGUCUGAUUCUUGUGGCAACGGAUGCCAGCUCCUUGGUCUGUUACAUUACACGUUUCACAGAGGAAGCGUUUGCUGCACUGAUAUGUCUUAUCUUCAUUUACGAAGCACUAGAGAAACUUUUCCAUCUUGGAGAACUGUACCCAAUCAACAGACAUGCCGAUCUAGACAAACUAACACUGGCCUACUGUAGGUGUGCAGAGCCUGAUAACCCCAGUAAUAAAACACUAGAACUGUGGAAUCAGAGGAACAUCACAGCCUCUGCAGUGCCAUGGAGCAACUUCACUGUAUCGGAGUGUUUAGAUCUCCAGGGGCAGUUUAUUGGAUCGGCGUGUGGACACCAUGGUCCCUACACUCCUGAUGUGCUCUUCUGGUCAUCCAUCUUGUUUUUUAGUACCUUUUUCCUGUCUACCUUCCUGAAACAGUUCAAGACUAGCAGAUACUUCCCAACACGGGUACGGUCAAUGAUCAGUGAUUUUGCUGUGUUCCUCGCCAUUGUUCUUAUGGUCCUGAUGGAUUAUUUAAUUGGAGUUCCAUCCCAAAAAUUACAAGUGCCCAGCAAAUUCAAGCCCACGCGUGAUGACCGUGGUUGGUUUAUUAACCCUAUCGGCCGAAACCCAUGGUGGACUGUGCUGGCUGCCUUAAUACCAGCUCUUCUCUGCACCAUCCUCAUCUUCAUGGACCAACAGAUCACCGCCGUCAUAAUAAACCGCAAGGAACACAAACUGCUAAAAGGCGGCGGGUACCAUUUGGAUCUUCUGAUGGUUGGAGUGAUGCUGGCUGUAUGUUCCAUCAUGGGGUUACCCUGGUUUGUUGCAGCAACCGUCCUGUCAAUUACCCAUGUCAACAGCCUGAAGCUAGAGUCUGAAAGCGCAGCCCCCGGAGAGCAGCCUCGAUUUCUGGGUAUUAGAGAACAGAGGCUGACUGGUUUGUUCAUUUUUCUACUCAUGGGCUGCUCUGUGUUCAUGACUGGAGCAUUACAGUUCAUUCCCAUGCCAGUUCUCUAUGGUGUUUUUCUUUAUAUGGGCGUUUCAUCUCUGAAAGGCAUUCAGUUUUUUGACCGUCUGAAGUUGUUUGGCAUGCCAGCGAAGCACCAACCAGACUUUAUUUAUCUACGUCAUGUUCCUCUGAGGAAGGUUCACCUGUUCACUCUGACCCAACUUACCUGCCUUGUGUUGCUCUGGGUCACCAAAACUUCCCCUGCUGCAAUCGUCUUCCCUAUGAUGGUGCUGGCAUUAGUGUUCAUCCGUAAGCUGCUGGACUUCUGUUUUUCCAAACGGGAGCUUAGCUACCUUGAUGAUCUGAUGCCUGAGAAUAAGAAGAAGCUGGAUGAUGAUUCCAAAAAGGCAGAGGAGCAGGAAUCACAGGAGAUGCUGGUUGAUGACUCUGAGAAAUUAGAAGACAAAAACACAGUGAAGAUCCCCAUGGAGAGCAAACCUCUACAAUCACCUCGAACCCCAGACCCCAGGACUGAUCCCUCUGAUAUUAACAUAUCUGAUGAAAUGUCUAAAACUACUGUAUGGAAAUCCCUCAAUUCCAAUCACAAGGACACACAAAGCUCAAACACAAAUAAAAAGGAGGUUCCGUGAAGUAACCCCACAGAAAGAAGAAAUUACGUUCUUAGCGUCGGUUGUUUGAAAUUCAGCUGACUUAAAAAAGCAGCCAUGUGCUAAAAACACACAGAUAUUAGUUCACUCCUUUCCACUGUUUCUCACACACAUGCGAUCACACAC
This is a messenger RNA of Sinocyclocheilus rhinocerous, 3750 nucleotides long. Its product is annotated as electroneutral sodium bicarbonate exchanger 1-like. Bases 232 to 3606 code for a protein of 1124 amino acids. Gene Ontology annotation, cellular component: plasma membrane. The transcript is spliced from 25 exons. Gene Ontology annotation, biological process: transmembrane transport; regulation of intracellular pH; monoatomic anion transport. Gene Ontology annotation, molecular function: solute:inorganic anion antiporter activity; monoatomic anion transmembrane transporter activity; sodium:bicarbonate symporter activity. Lineage: Eukaryota; Metazoa; Chordata; Actinopteri; Cypriniformes; Cyprinidae. The record is from RefSeq and is a predicted model, not a curated record.